AUGUGGAGUGGAAAGAAAGAACGUGGGGUGGAAGGCAAGAACGUGGAGUGGAAAGGAAGAAUGAAGACCUGGGAUGUCCUGGAGUUUGUUGGAGAAGCCCUCAGACCUAGUGGGGACGACCUAGGGCUUGGUGAGGAGCUUCAGUACCGGGGACAUCACCAAACACAACACCAGUACCGGGGACAUCACCAAACACAACACCAGUACCGGGACCAACACCAAACACAACACCAGUACCGAGGACAUCACCAAACACAACACCAGUACCGAGGACAUCACCAAACAACACCAGUACCAGGACCAUCACCAAACACAACACCAGUGCCAGGGCCAUCACCAAACACAACACCAGUACCGAAGACAUCACCAAACACAACACCAAUAAGGACAUCACCAAACACAACACCAGGAACAUCACCAAACACAACACCAGAGACCAGGAACAUCACCAAACACAACACCAUACCGGGGACAUCACCAAACACAACACCAGUACCGGGGACAUCACCAAACACAACACCAGUACCAGGGACAUCACCAAACACAACACCAGUACCGGGAACAUCACCAAACACAACACCAGUACCGGGGACAUCACCAGCAGUAAAAACUUUGUACUGUACUGGUCAGGGAACAAAGAAUAGCCUGGAGGAAGGGGAUUAA
Molecule: messenger RNA, 663 nt
Organism: Homarus americanus (American lobster)
Lineage: Eukaryota; Metazoa; Arthropoda; Malacostraca; Decapoda; Nephropidae
Source: RefSeq, a predicted model, not a curated record